AUGGCGCAGGCGGCGCUGUGCGGGCGCUUCCAGAUUGCAGCGCCCUCUCCGUCCAGCAGGCGGCAAUGCUGUGACUUUUCGGCACCACCUCCAUCGUCGGGCUUCCCAGGCUUCCAGGCAUUCCUCAAGGGCCAUCAUGGAAUCCACGUGCAAUGCAAACACCUGUCGCCGUUCCUUGGAGCAGCGCUGCCAGCUGUCACGACAGGUGCAAAACGACUUCAAAGAACUGCAAGAAAAAGCAGGGGUGGGCGAAAUGUCACAGCGGCUGAAAGUCGGGGCGAUGAUACGCCGGAGGGGCGGACUGAGGGUGGUUUCGUAGAAGAACGGAGUGUGGGGGCAAAUCCAGGAGGCGGCAUUUCGGACGGUGGGCGUUUGGACGGAGGUGGGGCGUCCAGUUCGGGCGGCGCUGAUAGGAUUGAGGCACAAGAAAGUGGUUGGCAGCAGCCGCCGGGAACUAGAAGUGGAGAGUGGGAAGAUGAAAGCCGCGGCGAGAAAGAGUCGGUGCUUAAGAGAGCGAUGGCGCGGGCGCGAGCUGCAGAAGAAGCUGCAAAUGGUGCCAGCGGAAAAGCGUCGUCGAGCAGUGCAGAGUCUCAAGAAUCUGCAUACGAGCAGGCUUGGGAGGUGGAUGAAAAUGGCGGCUGGGACGUGAUUGGGGAGGACGAGAUCGAUGACGUCGUCGCUGAGGUCGGCGGCGAUUUCGAGGGGGAUGACUUCCCGGACGUGGAGAUCGCCACCCCCACGGAGCUGACGGCGGCGGAAGCGGUGGCGAUGCUUCCGGUGGGGCUCAUGGACAGGGCGAGGGAGGUGCGGGAGUUUUAUGCGCAGAAGGAGCGGCAGGGGGCAGUCGACAGGGGGGAAUUGCCCCCCCCGUUUGCAGGUACGGUGGAUGUGGCAGAGAUUGGAAGGCGGGGAGGGCCGGAAACGUGGUCAAGCGAAGUGAAGGCGAGGAAAGCGAGGGAAGAAGCGGAGUUCAGGAUGUGGGCUGCUAAGCAGGGUUGGGAAGAAGAGGAGGAAGAAGAAGAAGAAGGGGAUGAAGACGAAGAGGAAAGAAAGCGAAUGCAAGCGGAGGCGGCAGCAGAAGAAGGAUCGCACUCGGAAGUGAGUGCUCUGGAUUCAAUUGAUCCCGAGACUGCCAGCGCAAAUACGAGGCCGGUCACAUUAGAUGCGUCAGAGGAGUUGGGAUUGUCAGAGCGGUUGGCGGCGUCUGAAAACUCGGAGACGUCAGAGACACCUGACGCAUCCGAAUCGUCCGAGGAGACCAUUCGGACGGUGCCCAUCGACGAGUUCGGCGACCCCGAUUGGAACUACAAGCCCGAGUCCGAGAAGAACUCCGAAGAGGAGAAGUUCGCGAUGAAAGUGGACGACCUGCCGCCCGAUCUGCUCGAGCACCUGAAGAAAGCGCGGGACCGGCAGACGGAGAAAGACGUUGAGGUGGUGGAUUGGGGGUACGACCAGGUGGCGGGCCAGCAGACGCCCAAGUGGCGGCGGGAACUAGAGGCGGAGGAAAAGGCAAAGAAGGAGAAGGAGAAGGCGCAGCUGGAGGACUACAUUUUCCGAAAAAAGCUCUUUACUUACGCGGAAAAGAAGGGCGUCAAGGUCACUGAAACGCGCCAUGUCUAUGACGAGGAAGGGCGCGAGAUCAGCCGUGACGGGAAGCCCCUGAAUGGGGCCGCAGAAGAGGAAGCGGAAACGGAUUCCGUCGACGAACUCGAGCCGGAACCCGAGCUGCCGGACUGGGAGUCCGCCAUGGAGCCGUUCGAGGGAGAGUACUCGGACCUUUCGGACAGCGAUUCAGACGACGACGACGAUUUGGACGAAGAUUCGGACGGCGAAAUCGUGGAAGCGGAACUCGUGCAAGAGACGGAAGGUUUGGGAGGCGCGGGUACGGCAAGAUCUGAUUGGCGUAAGGGAGGGGCGGCGUUUGGCGGAGAAGUGCGUGCCGGGGGUUCAGAAGAGGCAGUUUCUGGUAGUGACACUCCGAACGAGAAUGGGGACGAUAACGGGCGAUUCUCGGAGGGCUUUACGGUGAUGGCGGGCGAGCCGGGGUACCGGGCGGUUCUGCAGUCGGGGCGGGACAGUGCCACAGAGUCUGGCAGUCGUUCGGACAGUGGCAAUUUGAACGACAAAGCGGCCCGAGCUCAGAAGCGGGAAAGGGUUUCUGGGGCUGGGUCCGCCGGGUCGAGCGGUCUGGGCAGUAGCGGAACGGAGCAGAACGGACCGGAGCGGAACGGAAAGGAACGGAAGAGGAGUGGGAAGAGCGGAAACGAGGCGCGGGGAGAAACGCAGGAGAGACCGGCGGAGUCAGGUGAGGACUUGUUUGCAAGCACGUACCUGAAGGAAGACGAGGAUCUGGGGAUUGAUUGGGGCGAAGAGGAGUACGAGGACUGCUUUUCGGACGGAGAGGAGGAGGAGUCGGACGCCGAAUCGGACGCACCGGAACCGUCCGGAAACGGAAAGGAACGGAUGGAUCCGGAGCAUAAGGAGCGGCUGCGGGCGAUGCACGACGCGCUGGAGCGGCGGCUCGAGCGUCCGAAGGGUUCGGACGGUGCAGAUGGAACGAAGGCUGCGGAUAGAGCGGAAUCGGACGGUUUGAAAGCUUCGGACGCGGCAAAAGCGGCCGGUCCGAAGCCGUCGGACGGUCCAGACUCUGCGGACGGUGACGAAGAUUCGGACGACGAGGAGAUGAAGCAGGCGGAGCUGAAGCAGUGGGCGAAGGAACUGGAGGCGGCGCUUCCGAAGGUGACCUACAAGCAGUUUGAGUCGCUGAAACCUGUUUUGGAGGAAGCCGGGUUAGAGGAGGAGGGUUUGAGCGACCUGCUUCUCAAACCCGGGUUUGGGAACUUCAUGAGCGAUCAGCUGUCCAAGCGGUCGGGGACGCUGGCGCGGCGGCGGGUGACGUUUCCGGUAGCGGCGGUGGGGUUAACGCUGCGGCAAAUGGGGUUAAGGGGACGGAAUAUUAACCAGAUUCUGGCGAGCGACAAGUGGGCGGAGAAUCGGUCCGUAGAAAGCGCGUCCGCAGCAGAAACGGACAGGACAAGGGAAAGUGAAGAAGAGGAAGAGAGUGAGGGGUCUGAUCUCCAGCAAGAAAGUCUCCCGGGGGGGCCCGCCGAGCCCUCAAUUGUUCCCCCUGUUUCGGAAACCCUCGCUCCAAAGCCCGCUGCUCCUUUUGUAGAAAGCACUGCACCGUCGGAUGUUGAGUCGAGUCCCCGGACAGGCGUCAACGAAGCCGCAGACGAUACCAAUUCUCUUGAGGAGUCUGAGGAGCUCAAGAAAACGCUGGGGCUCAGCGGAGCGACUCUGGACGACAUUUUCAAGGACGGGAUCCUGGAUAAGGAGGAAGUGACGGCCAAUCUGAAGGAGCAGUUGCGGGAGUUUGAGAGCGAGGCUUUCUGGGGCGGGGAGGUGGACCCCAUUCCCGAUGACGACAUCAGACCCGUGGUCGAGAAGGCAACUGUCCCCCCUACCGACGGCCCGAUCCGGUUCGAGGGCGAGGAGAUGAAGCUAGCGGAAUUGGCGGAGCUGGCGAAUGUGGCCCCGGAGGAAGACCCGUUUAACCAGCCCCUUGUGCAGCAGAUUUCCUCGGAUGAGUGGGAAGACGUCACGAGAGACCCGAGCCCGCUCGUUGUCGAGGUAUUUGCCACGUGGGCGAGGCCCUGUCGCAGAAUGGCCGUCGAAGUGGCCACGCUCGCGCGCACCAUGGGCGAGCGCGUCAGGGUCGUCAAGCUGAACGCGGAAAACGAGAAGGCGCUCGCGGCCGCGCUGCGCGUGGCGAAUGUGCCGACCGUCAUCUUCAUCCGGGACUACACGGUCGUCAUGAAGCUCGACUCCGUGGUCGACCUGCCGGGCAGUGACCUCGUAGAGAUCGCCGAGCACGUCUUCUUCCGGGGCCCAUUCCCCGAGUGCAUGCAGCGGGCGGUUGAACAGCGCGGGCAGGCCUGAGACUUUACUUGCGACGAUUCUCUAGAAAAGGGGUGUGAUUUGGGACAUUCAUAUGUGGCCGCUGCAGAGAUUUCUGCAUCGCUUCGUCAAACGACGCUUGGUUGCAUUUAUUAGGGAUGCCGCCGAGUAAGGUCAAACGGUUCAAAGGUUCGGUUUCUAGCUUAUAGAUGUCCCGGACUCAGAAGAUAUGUCAGGCCGUAACAGAACCAAUUACGUCGCGGGCAGUGAUCUGGCUCAACUAAG
Messenger RNA from Klebsormidium nitens, 4182 nucleotides. The record is from the annotation of a GenBank genome assembly. NCBI's taxonomy places the organism in Eukaryota, Viridiplantae, Streptophyta, Klebsormidiophyceae, Klebsormidiales, Klebsormidiaceae.